Molecule: messenger RNA, 3282 nt
Organism: Bombus impatiens (common eastern bumble bee)
Lineage: Eukaryota; Metazoa; Arthropoda; Insecta; Hymenoptera; Apidae
Gene: Bre1
Product: E3 ubiquitin-protein ligase Bre1
Exons: 16
Coding region: 216-3107 (963 amino acids)
Cellular component (GO): nucleus; HULC complex
Molecular function (GO): metal ion binding; ubiquitin protein ligase activity
Source: RefSeq, a predicted model, not a curated record
AACGCCGUGACACAAUGGCGGCUUCCGUUAUAAGCACGUACUUUUUGUCGACCGUUUUCUUUAAAAUGUAAAAAACUGUCGAAAGAAUAAUCUUUUCGGCAGGUUUUAGGUGUCUAAAAUGACAUAGCGAUAUCAAAACUGUAAGGUAUUUGCGGAGAGGAUCGUUGGAUGUAUUAAUACGCGUUACCGAGAAAGAGAAAAACGCUCGCGGCAAAAUGUCAAAGAGACCUGCAGAUAGUGGGGAUUCGGGUUCCCAACCACCUAUUAAAAAAGUUCAAUUUGAACCGAUUUUAAUCGGGCCUAUUUCAACCCUCGAAGAAAUGGACAUGAAAGUUUUACAGUUUCAAAAUAAGAAAUUGGCCCAGAGAUUAGAGCAGCGUCAUAGAGUAGAGGCUGAAUUAAGGCAACGAAUUGAACAGUUGGAAAAACGACAAAUGCAAGAUGAUGCGGUGCUUAAUGUUGUCAAUCGUUAUUGGAAUCAAUUGAAUGAAGAUAUACGUGUAUUACUUCAGAGAUUUGAUGCUGAAACAGCUGAUGAAUCUGAAAAUAAAAAUGAAAGUGAAGCUACAACAUCAUUUCUUAUGCAGCUUUCUUCAUGGGACAAAGAAGAGUUAGAUGAUAAAUUAGCAAAUCGUGUUCAAGUGUCCAAACGUGCAGUUUCAAAAGUAGUACAAGCAUUUGACCGUCUUUCUCAAAGAAAUGAAAAGAUUACUCUUGCACUUAAAGGGGAAUUUGAUGGAGAAGAAGCACCUAAUAUUGAUGAAGUUGUGCGUAGAGCAAAUUCUGAGAUACAAAUGGAAAAUAGGAACCUUCAAGCAAUAAAUAUACAACUUCAUGAAAAAUACCACACUAUUUCAUUGAAGAUGUCAGAACUGCAAGAUACCAUAACAGGGAAAGAUACACUUGCCGCAGAACUUCGUAACCAGGUGGAUGAUCUUCAGUACGAACUGAAUAAAGUGAGAGCGCGUAAUGAUAAAUUAGAACAUCACCUUGGAGAAGCAAUUGAGAAACUAAAAGCGUUUCAACAAAUACACGGUACAGAUGAAAAAGGAAGUAAUAAACCCAAUACUUUAGUUGCUUCAAGUGUGUCACAGACAAAGCUCGAAGAUUUACAAAGGGAAUUGGAAGAAACCAGAGAGUUAGCUAAUAACAGGUUACAAGAACUGGAUAAACUACAUCAACAGCAUCGAGAUGCAUUGAAAGAAGUAGAAAAAUUAAAAAUGGAUAUACGACAACUUCCAGAAUCGGUAAUUGUUGAGACGACUGAAUACAAAUGUUUACAAUCGCAAUUUUCUGUAUUGUACAAUGAAUCUAUGCAAUUGAAAACACAAUUAGAUGAUGCUCGUCAGCAACUGCAAUCCAGUAAAAACGCUCACUUACGGCAUAUUGAAAUGAUGGAGAGCGAAGAGUUGAUGGCACAAAAAAAGCUACGUGGAGAAUGCAUACAAUUGGAAGAUGUUUUGGCUCAAUUACGAAAGGAAUAUGAAAUGUUAAGAAUUGAAUUUGAACAAAAUUUAGCUGCAAACGAACAAACAGGACCGAUAAAUCGAGAAAUGAGACAUUUGAUCACGUCUUUGCAAAAUCACAAUCAACAGCUUAAAGGCGAGGUUCAUCGUUAUAAACGGAAGUACAAAGAAGCUUCAUCAGAAAUACCGAAACUGAAGAAAGAAAUUGAGGAAUUAACAACAAAGUUGGGCCAACAAACAUCCCAGGAGAACAAAGAAGGGAAUAAUUCAGAUGGCAGUGGAAAAGAAGAAGAUGCAUCGAAUUCUCUUCCAGGUUCUGCACAGAUAAAGGAAGAGAGUGGAGUUUCAAUAAAAAGAGAAUCUGGAGAAGAAGAAGUAGAAACUAUCGAAGUUGGAGAAGGAGAAGGAAACAAAGGUACCCCAGAUUCUUUGACAUUAACGUCUCCAACUCUAAAGAAAGAAAAAGAUAUUAAACGUGAAAAAGAUAUAAAGAAGGAAGCUGUCAAAACCGAACAUCGCGAUCCUGCUCAUCGUGCCAAAGACACGAAAGUAGCGGAAUCAGAACUUGUUAGAGAUCUGAAAGCGCAACUAAAAAAGGCUGUGAAUGAAAUGAAAGAAAUGAAAUUAUUAUUAGAUAUGUACAAAGGUGUUGGAAAAGAACAAAGAGAUAAAGUGCAAUUAAUGGCAGCUGAACGGAAAACGAGAGCAGAAUUAGAUGAAUUACGCCAACAGAUAAAGAAAAUUCAGGAAAGUAAGAGAGAAGAGCGUAAAAAGUUGGCAGAUGAAGAUGCACAGAUAAAAAUUAAGAAAUUAGAAGAACAAGCAUACACUCUUCAGCGUCAAGUUGCUUCUCAAAAGCAGAAUUGUGUGUGGUUUCAGGAGGAGGAGGCUCUUUUGAACGAAAUGGAGGUAACUGGGCAAGCUUUUGAAGACAUGCAAGAACAGAAUUCUAGGCUAAUUCAACAGUUACGUGAAAAAGAUGAUGCAAAUUUUAAACUUAUGACAGAAAGAAUUAAAAGUAAUCAAUUACAUAAAUUAGCUAGAGAGGAGAAAGAUGUUCUAAAAGAACAAGUUUCUACAUUAACAACUCAAGUUGAAGCUGCUAAUGUCGUCGUUCGUAAAUUAGAAGAGAAGGAGCGCCUUUUACAAAAUUCCCUUGCUACUGUUGAAAAAGAAUUGGCUUUGAGGCAACAGGCAAUGGAAAUGCAUAAAAGAAAAGCUAUUGAAAGUGCCCAGUCUGCAGCUGAUUUAAAACUUCAUCUUGAAAAAUAUCAUUCUCAAAUGAAAGAAGCGCAACAAGUUGUAGCUGAAAAAACUAGUUCUUUGGAGGCAGAAGCAUAUAAAACAAAAAGAUUACAGGAAGAAAUAGCUCAAUUGAGACGUAAAGUUGAAAGAAUGAAGAAAAUAGAACUUGCUGAAACAUUGGAUGAAGUAAUGGCUGAGGAGCUUCGAGAAUAUAAGGAAACGCUUACUUGUCCUUCUUGUAAAGUUAAACGUAAAGAUGCGGUUCUAACAAAAUGUUUUCACGUAUUUUGUUGGGAUUGCUUACGUACACGAUAUGAGACUAGGCAACGAAAAUGUCCAAAAUGUAAUUGCGCUUUUGGAGCUAAUGAUUAUCAUCGUUUAUAUUUAUCCACAUGAAGAAGAAAAGCGUAAAUUAUUAAAAUUCAUGUGUCUCUCAGCUGAAUUGUGUAAAUCUUUCUUACUCUUACGAUGUGCAUCUUUUCUUAUAUUUUCUAUUUAUUGUCGUGAUCAUUGGUAAAUGAAAAAUAUAGUUGCACAUGUCUUGUAAAGAAAGGAGGCUGAAAAACCAAAU